AUGUUCUCAUCAUUAUCUUAUCCAACCAUCAUUUCUCUCGUGCUCGCAUCUCUCAUGAUGUGCAUUUCUUGUACAACCGCUACUGUUGCUGCUGAUCCAAUAACCUCGAGUAGUACUCAUAGUCGUACAAGUACUCAAUCCUCCUAUCAACCUCUCUCUGUGGAUGAAAUGAAAUCUCUCUUCCUACAAUUCACUCACAAACACAACAAAUUCUAUCAAGGUCCAAAAGAAUAUCAACAACGUUUCGAAAUCUUUUCACAAAAUGUUGAAAAGAGUCGUCAAAUGAACCUUUUGGAAGGUCGCAACACUUAUGGAGUCACUAAAUUCAGUGAUCUCUCACCUGAAGAAUUUAAAAAGUAUUACUUGAUGGAACCAAAAACUCCACAAUUGAUGAUGAGCAGUGGUGUGAAUCGAAAUGGAGUGUUGCCAAUUUCUAGAGUUUCACAACAACAAGUUCGUGAUGCUCCAAAGUCAUGGGAUUGGAGAGAUCAUGGUGCUGUGACCUAUGUCAAGAAUCAAGGUCAAUGUGGAAGUUGUUGGGCUUUCUCUGCAACAGGUAACAUUGAAGGUCAAUGGUAUUUAAAAACCAAGAAACUUAAGGCUCUCUCAGAACAACAACUUGUCGAUUGUGAUCACAAUUGUGUCAUUUUCGAAAAUCAACAAUCCUGUGACUCUGGUUGCGAUGGUGGUCUUCAAUGUAGUGCCUAUCAAUACAUCAUUCAAGCAGGUGGCAUUGCCUCUGAAGAUGCUUAUCCUUAUUAUGCCGAAUCUUACACAUGCACUGUGAAACCUUCUCAAUUUGUUGCAAAACUUCAAAAUUGGACCAUGUUGUCUACCAAUGAGACUGAACUCGCUGCUUGGUUGGCUGAGAAUGGACCUAUUGCUGUGGCUUUGAAUGCUGAUUGGUUACAAAAUUAUAAUAAUGGAAUUGGUGAUCCUGCUUGGUGUGAUCCAACUCAAUUGGAUCAUGGUGUCUUGUUGGUGGGAUAUGGUGUGGAAACAUUCUGGUUUGGAUCUCCUGAGCCUUAUUGGAUUGUUAAGAAUUCAUGGGGUGAAGAUUGGGGUGAAAUGGGAUACUUCCGUAUUAUUAGAAAUAAGGGAAGAUGUGGUAUCAAUACAGUUCCUUCCACUUCCAUUGUGUAA
Naegleria fowleri is the source of this 1143-nucleotide messenger RNA. RefSeq lists its product as uncharacterized. Bases 1 to 1143 code for a protein of 380 amino acids. NCBI's taxonomy places the organism in Eukaryota, Heterolobosea, Eutetramitea, Acrasida, Naegleriidae. Gene Ontology annotation, molecular function: cysteine-type endopeptidase activity. The transcript has 7 exons. The record is from RefSeq and is a predicted model, not a curated record. Gene Ontology annotation, cellular component: lysosome.